Paramecium pentaurelia is the source of this 405-nucleotide messenger RNA. NCBI's taxonomy places the organism in Eukaryota, Ciliophora, Oligohymenophorea, Peniculida, Parameciidae. The record is from the annotation of a GenBank genome assembly.
AAUGUUUGUUAGAGCUCUUCGUCUCAUAAACCCAAUGGGAUUCUAAUAUAGAACUUUUAGAUUCUGUUCAACAACUUAAAACAAGGAGUUAUUAGAAGAAGUCACUUCUAAAGUACUUCAAGUCAUGAAAUCUGCUGCAAAAUGCAAAGUUGACAAAUUAUCAGAUAAAGUAAAAAAGAUUUCAUAUGUAGGCUACAUUUGAAGAAUUAGGGUUUGACUCAUUAGAUGCAGUUGAAAUGGUUGUAGCUUUGGAAGAGAAUUUUGGAUUUGGUAAUAAUAUCAACAUAUGAAUUUAUUAGAUAUAGCAAAUGAAGAAGCUGAAAGAAUUAAGGGAGUGGGUGAGGCAAUUGCUGUUUUCUAUAAAUAUGUUGUGCAGAGGAACUAAACUUCAGUUAAAUAAUGAUU